This is a messenger RNA of Macrobrachium nipponense, 6100 nucleotides long. RefSeq names its product sodium- and chloride-dependent GABA transporter 2-like. NCBI's taxonomy places the organism in Eukaryota, Metazoa, Arthropoda, Malacostraca, Decapoda, Palaemonidae. Gene Ontology annotation, molecular function: gamma-aminobutyric acid:sodium:chloride symporter activity. Bases 309 to 2075 code for a protein of 588 amino acids. The record is from RefSeq and is a predicted model, not a curated record. The transcript is spliced from 12 exons. Gene Ontology annotation, cellular component: plasma membrane. Gene Ontology annotation, biological process: sodium ion transmembrane transport.
AGGCCGAACCUCAGAACUGGCACAAGCGUGGCACUGGCUCUCAGAUGACGAAAGACAAUUCAGGUGGAGUGCUGUUAGUCGCCGCUUCAGUCAGUGAGACUUUCGGCUGUUAUCUGCUCGCGGUGAUCGGGUGAAGAAGCCAAUCUGACAUCCUUCUUUUAUAACAUUAAAAGACAUAUUCUUUGCUGACACUGAUUCGCUACCAGUUAUUCGUCAUUCUGGGCCAUCAACUUUGAGUACCUGAUAGAAGAAGAACUGUUGUUUUUAGUGAAGUUUGACGUUAAAAGAUUUCGUUUAAGUCAAGCAUUAUGACAGGAGACCUGAAGAAGGGCGAAGCCAAGGAGAGGGAGCAGUGGAGUUCGAAGUUCGACUUCUUGCUUUCGGUCAUCGGCUUUUGUGUUGGUCUAGGCAACGUUUGGCGGUUUCCCUACCUGUGCUACAAGAAUGGAGGCGGUGCUUUCCUCAUACCCUACAUUGUCUGCGCCAUCGUCGGUGGAGCACCCAUGUUUUUCCUCGAGGUGGGGAUUGGGCAAUUUAUGAGUGAAGGAGGCAUCUCCGUCUGGAAAAUGUCCCCCUUAUUUCAAGGUAUCGGAUAUGCUGCCAUCGUGGUGUGUAACUGGUUAAACAUAUAUUACAUAGUCAUCAUAGCUUGGGCUUUAUACUACUUCAUCUACUCAUUCCAAGCAGAGCUGCCAUGGUCAUCAUGCAACAAUGAGUGGAAUACCGACGCCUGUGUUUCCUUUUCUGGGACAGCAAACCAUACUAUCAUAGCAGAUAUUAAAGCCUUGAACUUGACGCCAAAAGACUCUGUUGUUGAAUUCUGGGACCGGAAAGUGCUCCAGAUCACGGAAGGAGUGCACGACAUGGGAGACAUGGUGUGGCCACUCUUCGGAACCCUCUUCUUCUCAUGGCUGUGCACGUAUUUCGCCAUCUGGAAGGGCGUCAAGGUGACUGGCAAGAUCAUGUACUUCACAGCUACUUUCCCGUAUGUGAUGCUAACGGCGCUCCUGGUACGAGGGGUGACACUUCCUGGGGCGUCUGAGGGUAUCCGCUUCUACUUGGAGCCUAAGUGGGAGAAAGUCCUCGAUCAUAAGGUGUGGAACGAUGCUGGUACCCAGAUCUUCUAUUCUUAUGCUGUCGCCCUGGGUGGAAUGAUUGCCCUUGGUUCAUAUAACAAGUUCGACAACAACUUCAUCAAGCAAUGCAGUUUUCUUUGCGUCUGCAACUCCAUGACAUCUAUAUUUGCUGGUUUUGGCAUCUUUAGUAUCCUUGGCUUCAUGAGCUACCAGCUAGAGCUGCCCAUGGAAGAAGUUGCUGAGGCUGGUCCUGGUUUGGCCUUUAUUGCCUAUCCAAAAGCUAUGGCAGCCAUGCCAUUAGCUCCACUGUGGUCAGCACUAUUCUUCUGCAUGAUUCUCAUGGUCGGAAUGGAUUCACAGUUUGUUCAAGUGGAAUCAGUAGUAACAGCAAUCGUUGACCUGUUCCCUGAUGUUCUUCGUGUUGGUCGACGACGUGAAGUUCUAGUUGCCGUUGUAUGUCUCUUCGACUUCGCAAUAGGCUGUACAAUGGUUAUGCAGGGAGGAAUGUAUGUGUUCCAAAUCUUUGACACCUUCUCAGCAAGUGGCAUCAUUUUAUUGACUAUUUGUUUCUGCGAGAGCAUGGUCAUCGGAUGGGUGUAUGGUGCAAAGAGGUUCUAUGAUAAUAUUACUAUGAUGCUCGGAUACACGAUCAGUCCUUACUUCCAGAUCUGCUGGAGAUUCUUGACUCCCAUCAUGACUGUUAGUAUGGUAGUGGUCGCCUUAAUCUUCAAUGAACCACUGACAUACAACAAGACUUACCUAUACCCAGGCUGGGCUCAAGGACUUGGUUGGCUCCUUGUGGUAGCAUCUCUGAUUUGGAUUCCCACUUACAUGGUCUACAAGUUCUUCCAGUAUCCUGGAACAUGGAGGGAGAAAUGGAUUGCUUCAACUCGGCCUAUCCUGAAAGCUCAUCAUCUCCGACCACAAGACUGGAACGAGAAUCCUAGCCUUGAAUACAAGAAAACAAUGACGAUGGAUCCCCUGACGGAAAGUGCUUAAGAACCUCCCGUUUUCUUUCUAAAGGUAUUACGUGAAGAAGCAAUCCAAAUAUGUUUCCAAGGAAAACCUUUUACAUCAUGACGGUCAGAGCAAGAGCACGAGACAUAAUCAGAGCAUGAUUCUCAGAAUACAGCAGUCUUUUACUGCUGGGAACUGACAUGCUAACAUGAAAUGGGGGGCUAUACCUAGCGAAUGCACAACAAAUAUUUCUGAGUGUUAAGUUCGUCGUUGGUGUGAUGCUCAUUUUUGCAUUGUUCCUAGCUUAUUUGCUCAUAACUGUGCUGUAGGCUGUCGUCGUGAUGGCGGAUAGGAUCAUUUUACUACAUAAGAAUAACAAAAGUACAUUAAAGACUGUCAACUCUGUGUACUUCUAUAGGAAUACGGAAAAAUAACACUAGUAUUUUACAACAAGGGAGAAAGAACUCAGUGCUAUUUAUACAUCGCUUAUAGCACAAUCUUUCAGGAACUUUUGUUUUGGAUGCACAAUUACAGCAUACGCGGGGAAAGUAAAUCUAAUGUUAACAUAAUUAUGAGAUUUGCACCUACUAAAUUCGUUCGAUCCUCCAUGUAAAGAAAAAUUAGACACAUUCCGUAUAGGGAAAUACUUUUAACAUAAUUUCUCAGAACCUUUGAUGUUCAGCGGAUGAGAACGACAUUCAGCUAUUCUGAUACAAUAACGAAUACAUUGUGAACCAUUUUUGAGUGGUUUCACAUUACAUUGCUAUAAUCAGAAAAACUUUGAAUAUUUUUUCUUCCAAUUUACAUUAGAUAAUGUCACGCCUGCUGUUUGUUUUGCAAGUGUAGGCAGAGAAAGCUUUUGAUAUUCUGAAGGGGAGUGAUUUCUAUAACAGGUGGCAAGAUUUUGCCUCGUUAUUCUCUUUGCAAGACAGUGGACGUAGUAUACCCAAAUGAGAGCACGGUGUCAAAGAAGUUAUAAUCAACUGUUCAUUAUUCCGAUUAGAACCAUAUUAGAUUGUUCAUUGUAUCAAACACAGCGCAAAGGGGUAAUUACCCUUUUUUAUUGUCGAAAAAUUAUGACAUUCUGAAGUUCAAUUCGCUCAAAACUUCAUAGUCUAAAUCUUUAUCAAAAUGGUUUAGCGUGUGUGACAUGCUGAUGCUUCACACAGAAUCCGUACUACAGAAGCAUAGAGUAUUGCUAUGUUUCCUAAUCACUGGUAAGACGCCCCGAAGCUGUGCGUGAAACUUACUUGAGUAAUAUCAUAGGAAGAUCCAAUAGUUAAGUCGAGUUGAAAACUCCACAGAUAAUUUGUAGAAGAGUAUUUUAGUUAUAAGCUCAUAUAGUUGUAAUGGUUGUUGUUCCUACAACCAUUAUAAAUUUUUAACUGAUCUGUAUAACCAUUUUCAUUCUGCAUCAUUAUAAUCAUCAGUUCACCAUUUCAUUGUUUUGUCUGCAUUUCAUGGCUAAAAUUGUGUAUCUUUCAUUAUCAUAUUUGUAUAUUCAGAAGUGCAUAUUUUCUAAGUAUGUGUAGUUUUAAGGAUAUUUUAGUGAGCAUCUGUGAUGUUUCGAGAAUGUUUACCAGUUUUACAAUGAGGAACACAACUUUCGAGUUUUGUCUUGUACUGCACUUAAUUCAGUAGUUUAUGACUAUCAAUUCUCAAUUCUCAUGGUCAACAGAGGAUUUAAUAAAAGAAAAAAAAAUUGCUGAUGAAAAGACAAGUGGUGUAAAUAGCAUCAAUUUUCCUUUAGAAAUCCUUGCCCGAAUUCAGAACAGCCUUUACUCCCUUUAGGAUUUGGGAAAAAAGCAACGUUCCAUGGUGGGGCUCCACGAUGUUUCUAUACUUCCCGGCAAAUGCUGAUCCAGUACCUGAAUCCUUUUUUUUUUUUUUUUUUUGCGUGCUAGAAUAACAACAUAUCAACUAAAUUUUCUUUUCGUUAAGAGCAACCUCCAAAUUCAUCUGACAUAUGAGCGAUAUUGGGAUUUUUACAUUCUCAUUCGCUCGGCUAAUUUGAAAUACGAUCGAAAGAAAAGGAACUUGAUAGAGGUGAUCGUUAAGCGACUGUAUGGAAGAGGGAAUAAGGUGCAUCUAUUUAUAAUGUCACCUGUUGAGAUUCAGUAUAACUAGAUUUUUCCGGCUGUUUCUGUUAAAUGAAGAAAACUUCGACUUAUUGAAUGUAUGAAGACAAUAUAGAAAACUUUAUCAGUGAACUUUGCUUUUUUCCUUUUAACGAUAUUCUUAUGAAUAGGCCAUUGAAAAAGCAUUUGAUUAGUUCAUUUAAUAUCAGAAAAGCUAUUACUAUACGAUUUCCAUAAAUCUGUUAAUCAUACUGACUUAUUAUGGAGGAAAAACUUUCUUGUUGCCGUUAAAGAAUACACAUAUUCACUAUUUAUUUUUCGUCUCAGGUGAGGAGUUAGUCAGAGUAACAGUUGUAUCAUUCCAUUAUUAGUCACUCUCUCCCAUGAAAUAAGUAGCCUGUUUGCCUUCAUACGAUACAUUUUUCCUCUUUUUUUGUAAGUUUCAUUCAUCUCCACAAUGCAUUCUCAUUGAGCUUCUCAUUCUCUUGUAUUAUAGAUCAUGCACAAGUUCGCCACUGAAAUAAUCCAUUUUAUAUUGUCUUCCAUUUCUGUAUAGCAGGCAAAUGGAGUUUUAUUUUAUUUGAGUUCUAUUUCCUGUACUGGGGAUAGUAUUUUUUUUCAUAACUGGACAAAGCUACUACCUUGAAUGGCUUCUGGUAUGAAAUUGAAAUUGUUUGCGGUAUAUGAUCACAGCCUCGGGUUUACAUAUCGUUUCAAUUUACAUUUGGUGAAGUAUGAGAGAGGAUACUGCUUAGUCUAGGUAUUAUUUGAGUUCUGUGAACUUUAGUUGUAUCAAGAGCUCUGAGUUUAUUACUUCAAAAUUAAGGGGAUGAAACUCUACAAUGAUCUUCGGAAUGGAAAGCUCAGACUCUUUCAAAGACUGGGGCAAUAUUCUACUAGGUUUCUUUUCAUUUUACUAGUCAAAUUCCAUUAACAAAAUAAUUUAUUGUAAACUUGUAAAAGAGUCUUAAUUCACACAUAAUAGUUACAAAUAUAUAGAUAGUUUCGUUGUUUUAUGAGGCUAUAUUGCGCUACCGGAAAUAUAUAUAUAAAAAUAAAACUUAACAUCACACUUAAAUCAUUUAACCUUACAACAGUUAAAAAUCUGAUAGACAAUAUUGCUCCAACCUUUUUUUUAUAGUGUCUGCAUUAUGCUUACAGCUAAGUUGAAUUUUUGUAAACUGAACCUGCCAAACAUCGACUAUGAAAUGUUUUUAAAGAGUAUUGCUAUGUUUUAAGUAACAUCACGGGAUCGCAAUUUUUUCUUAGGAUGCAUUACGAUAUCAUUCAUGUGACGUUAAUGAGGAACAUCACAAAAUCAUGCUGCUGAUCCUAUUUUGGAAAAUGAUGAGUUAGUAAUUAAUUUUGGCAAAUGGUCACUGUCAUCAUUAUCAUUGCAUAUCAUUGCUUGAGCGUGUUUCACAGCAGAAACUUAGUGAGUGCCUUGAGAAGGGCUAGUAUCAUCAUCAUUCAGAUGUUACGUGCUGGCAAUUCUGAAGCACCGUGGAACUGGAACUGAGGAUUCGUUCAGGCCGAAUAGAUAUCAAGUUUUUAAAUGUUACAUUAAUUGUUGUUGUAUUUGUUAAUGAUAUUCAACAUCUGACUUCAAAGCAUACGUUGUAUUUGUUAAUGAUAUUCAACAUCUGACUUCAGAGCAUACAGCAAAGUCAUUUUAAGCAAUAAUACUGUUAUAAUAUAAUCUAAAAGAAAUGUGCGAUGUUAUGAAUCCCAGAGUUUUGGCAGAAACUGUUGUCAUGAAAUUUGGAGCAUUUCAUUAUACUUUGUAGUUCAAAUCUCAUUUUACAUAAUAAUGUAAGAGAAAAAUGACCUAUUUAGAGACGGCCAGAGGUGAUUGGUCUACAGUAACCCAAUCAGGCUCUUUCCUUAUUUGUGAAAAUAUUAAAUAGUGUUUUUGGAGAGCUGUAAAACUAUAUUUUCGUACUGUAAAAUAUGAAUAUGGUCUGUGCUGUUAAAUAAACUAUAAAUAUA